AUGUCUGACGAGCAACACGACCACACCUUCGAGUCCGCCGAUGCCGGCGCCUCGACCACUUACCCCAUGCAGUGCUCUGCUCUGCGUAAGAACGGUCACGUCGUCAUCAAGGGCCGUCCCUGCAAGAUUAUCGACAUGUCUACCUCCAAGACUGGCAAGCACGGUCACGCCAAGGUCCACAUGGUUGCCACCGACAUCUUCACUGGCAAGAAGCUCGAGGAUCUGUCUCCCUCCACCCACAACAUGGAUGUCCCCCACGUCUCCCGCAAGGAGUACCAGCUGCUCGACAUCACCGAUGACGACUUCCUCUCUCUCCUGAAGGAGGACGGUGACACCAAGGAUGAUGUCAAGGUUCCCGAGGGCGAUGUUGGUGACCGCAUCCGCAAGCUCUUCGUCGAUGAGGGCAAGGACACCAACGUUAUCAUCCAGUCCGCUAUGGGUGAGGAGGCCGCCGUUGAGGCCAAGGAGGCCCCCAAAUAA
Molecule: messenger RNA, 480 nt
Organism: Penicillium taxi
Lineage: Eukaryota; Fungi; Ascomycota; Eurotiomycetes; Eurotiales; Aspergillaceae
Product: Eukaryotic translation initiation factor eIF-5A
Exons: 4
Coding region: 1-480 (159 amino acids)
Biological process (GO): positive regulation of translational elongation; positive regulation of translational termination
Molecular function (GO): ribosome binding; RNA binding; translation elongation factor activity
Source: RefSeq, a predicted model, not a curated record